Molecule: messenger RNA, 1605 nt
Organism: Westerdykella ornata
Lineage: Eukaryota; Fungi; Ascomycota; Dothideomycetes; Pleosporales; Sporormiaceae
Exons: 2
Coding region: 40-1467 (475 amino acids)
Biological process (GO): protein histidyl modification to diphthamide
Molecular function (GO): 2-(3-amino-3-carboxypropyl)histidine synthase activity
Source: RefSeq, a predicted model, not a curated record
UACAACGCCAGAACCACCGCAACUCACAACACACCCAACAUGGAGGAAGACAGAGCAGCAACGAACCUAGGACCGUCGGCCGAAGAUGGCUUAGUUGGCGAGCCCCCGGUGGUCCCGAGACAACCAAAGCGCCGCUUCGUGGGCAGGAAGACAGCGGAGAAGGCGACGACUUCGCCGACAGACCCCAACACCAACAUCGAGGACAGCACUGCAGUACAAGCUCCACAACCUCGUCGAACCGCUCGAGCCUUGAAUACAAUCCCCGAAUCCAUCCUCCACGAUCAAGACAUCAACGAUGCCAUCGCUCUCCUCCCACCGAACUACAACUUCGAGAUCCACAAAUGCAUACACAGGAUACGAACUUCUGGCGCGAAAAAUGUCACUCUCCAAUUCCCCGAGGGUCUCCUCCUCUUCGCAACCACCAUCUCCGACAUCCUCACCCGCUUCUGUCCCGGCAUCUCCACCCUGAUAAUGGGCGACGUAACCUACGGCGCCUGCUGCAUCGACGACUUCACCGCAAGAGCCCUGGGCUGCGAUCUGCUCAUCCACUACGCGCACAGCUGCCUCAUCCCCGUCGCCGUCACCAAAAUCGCCACGCUCUACAUCUUCGUCUCCAUCACCAUCGACACCCAGCACCUCCUCAACACCAUAACGCAAAACUUCCCCACGGGCAAGACCAUAGCGUUGGUAGGAACCAUCCAAUUCAACGCCACCAUCCACGGCAUCGUCCCCCUCCUCCGCCGUGAAGGCUACACCCCGAUCGUCCCUCAAAUCGCGCCCUUAUCCAAAGGCGAGAUCCUAGGCUGCACCUCACCCUCUUUGCCCAUCAAGCCGGGCCAACUCAGCUCCAAAGGCAAAGAGGACGUCGUCCCCGAUCUCCUCCUCUACCUAGGCGACGGCCGCUUCCACCUCGAAAGCGCCAUGAUCGCCAACCCUUCCUUACCCGCAUACCGCUACGACCCGUACUCGCGACGCCUCACGCACGAAACCUACGAGCACGAAUCGCUGUACUCGCUCCGCCGGACCGCGAUCCUCACUGCGAGAAAGGCGCGCACCUGGGGCAUCAUCCUGGGCUCGCUAGGUCGCCAGGGAAAUCCGCACACCCUCACGCUCAUCGAGAACGAACUCAGGCGUCGGGGAAUAAAAUGCAUCAACCUCCUGUUGUCGGAAAUCUUCCCGGGAAAACUGGCUAUGAUGGAUGAUGUAGAGGCGUGGGUGCAGAUUGCGUGUCCCAGGUUGAGUAUCGAUUGGGGGUAUGCGUUUCCGAGGCCGCUGUUGAGUCCGUACGAGGCGCUUGUUGCUUUGGGGGUGAGGGAGGCGCCGUGGUUGGAGGAGAGGGAGGGGGAAGGGGAACGGUUGAGGAGGGAGGGGAGGAAUCUGUAUCCGAUGGAUUUUUAUGCGAAGGAGGGGCUGGGGAGGACGACCAAGGAGCACGUUAGGGCGGCGGAGAUUGAGAUUACGGGAUAGACUGUUGUGCGUUGGAGGGGCUGUUGUGCAUAUUCGGCGUUUGGGUUGGUUUAUAGAUUGGUUGCGCAUCUGGGGCAUAAGGUCAAGGCGAUAUGGGCAUUCCCAAAGAAUGCGAAAUUUGGAUAUCGAAGACAUAGC